UACACCACAUCAAACAAUAAACUAUCCAUGCCAACUAUCGAAGAAGGUGCUUCUACCUUGUCAUCCUCUAUCAGUUUGGUGAAAACCAUCCUAGGAGCAGGUUUGCUUUCUAUGCCAUUAGCUUAUUCCACUGAUGGGAUAGUUUUUGGUACCUUUAUUAUUCUCCUUGCAGCAGCCACUUCAGGUUAUGGUCUAUUCUUGCAAUGUUACGUAUCCAAAUAUGUUCCUGUUGGACAUGCUACAUUCUUCAAUGUCUGUUCCAUCACAUAUCCGCAGUUAUCUGUGGUGUUUGACGUUGCUAUUGCAAUUCAAUGCUUUGGGUGCGCGAUUUCUUACCUUGUUUUAAUUGGAGAUUUAAUGCCAACUAUUGUCACAUACAUCCCCCAUAUCGCUCCUGAAAAUCAUAGAUUGUUUUGGUUAUUGGUAUCUACAGUAAUCACGGUUCCAUUGUCGUUUUUAAAGAAUUUGGACUCGUUGAAAUACACUUCUAUUUUGGCCCUUGUCGCCAUUUUUUAUAUGCUGGGGUUAGUGGUUAGCCAUUAUUUUGUCAAUGACAUUCCAAGUGAUUUGAAGGGAGAAAUUAUUUUGGGUCCACUAAGUCUCACUGGGGUGUGCAGUACAUUUUCCAUUAUUGUGUUUGCUUUCACAGGUCAUCAAAAUAUGUUUUCCAUCAUUAACGAAGCUAAAGAUCGCAGUUUGUCCAGUUUGACCCUGUUGGUUAAUUUUGCAGUUUUGAUUUCAGCUGCGUUGUUCAUUGUUGUUGGAUUAGCGGGGUACUUGACUUUUGGUGAUUUGGUUAAUGGUAAUGUUAUUUUACUGUACCCUUCAGGACCAAGUACUACUUUGGGUAGAUUCUGUAUUGUCUUUAUGGUGGUUUUCUCAUUCCCAUUGAUGUUACAUCCAGCAAGAAUUUCUUGCAAUAACAUAUACUAUUGGCUCAAGGUCAACUUAUGGCAUCAAGAACAAAAGGAACUUACUGAAGAUAGUCCAUUAUUGGGUGAACCAAUUGAAGUGGAAGUCGAUGUGCGUGAUGAUGGAAGUUUACAUAGCAAGCCAACACACAUUGUUCCAUUCUCCCACACCACAUUUGUAAUUAUCACAACAGUUUUAUUAAUUGUCGGUUACAUCUUGGCGAUUUCACUUAAAUCAUUUGCAUUCGUAUUGGCAGUGGUCGGAGCUACCGGGUCCACCUCAAUUUCAUUUAUUUUACCCGGGUUAUUUGGAUAUAAAUUAAUUGGUUCUGAACUGGACGAUCCUACACCUUUGGAAGUUAUUUUCAAGUGGCUUUCUUUAGCAUUGACUGUAUGGGGUUUUGCCGUUAUGGUAUUGUGUUUAUAUAGUAGUUUAGCAUUGUAAAUUUUUAAUCGAGUUAUUUACAUUUUCAUGUAUCACUCACACAAUAUAAAUAGGCGAGAUUUUAGUCUAGACCCUGGAGC
This is a messenger RNA of Spathaspora passalidarum NRRL Y-27907, 1436 nucleotides long. It is a transcript of the gene AVT7, whose product is annotated as Avt7p. Gene Ontology annotation, molecular function: L-lysine transmembrane transporter activity; L-arginine transmembrane transporter activity; L-tyrosine transmembrane transporter activity. Bases 28 to 1356 code for a protein of 442 amino acids. Gene Ontology annotation, cellular component: fungal-type vacuole membrane. The record is from RefSeq and is a predicted model, not a curated record. The transcript has a single exon. Lineage: Eukaryota; Fungi; Ascomycota; Pichiomycetes; Serinales; Debaryomycetaceae. Gene Ontology annotation, biological process: amino acid transmembrane transport.